UCCGCGUCUGAAACAGGAAGCCCCGGCCUGUGCGUGAGUCACCGCCGAGAGCCCAAGCCAGAGGAUGGAGGAGCAGCAGGCACUUGUGGCCGCCAAGGACGGGGAUGUGGCGGCACUGGAGCGGCUGCUGGAGGCUGGCGCCCUGGGCCCGGGCAUCACUGAUGCUCUGGGGGCUGGCCUGGUUCACCACGCCACCCGGGCUGGCCACCUGGACUGCGUCAAGUUUCUGGUGCAGCGGGCCCAGCUGCCUGGCAACCAGCGGGCCCACAACGGCGCCACCCCAGCGCAUGAUGCCGCCGCCACAGGCAGCCUGGCUGAGCUGUGCUGGCUGGUCCGAGAGGGAGGCUGUGGUCUGCAGGACCAAGAUGCCUCGGGUGUCUCCCCGCUGCACCUGGCCGCCCGCUUUGGACACCCAGUGCUGGUGGAGUGGCUGCUCCACGAGGGCCACUCGGCCACACUGGAGACCCGGGAGGGGGCCCUGCCCCUGCACCACGCUGCCGUUAGCGGGGACCUGACCUGCCUGAAGCUCCUGACGGCCGCGCAUGGCAGUGGCGUGAACAGGCGGACGCACAGUGGCGCCUCCCCUCUCUACCUGGCCUGCCAGGAGGGCCACCUGCACCUGGCGCAGUUCCUGGUGAAGGACUGUGGCGCUGACGUGCACCUUCGAGCUCUUGAUGGCAUGAGCGCCCUGCAUGCUGCCGCUGCCCGCGGCCACUACUCUCUCGUCGUCUGGCUGGUCACAUUCACCGACAUUGGACUCACAGCACGGGACAGCGAGGGGGCCACGGCCCUGCAUUUUGCAGCCCGAGGUGGCCACACGCCCAUUGUAGACCGACUUCUGCUGAUGGGCACCCCUGUCCUGAGAGACUCCUGGGGUGGGACCCCCCUCCACGACGCAGCAGAGAACGGGCAGAUGGAGUGCUGCCAGACCCUGGUUUCCCACCAUGUGGACCCCUCCCUGCGGGAUGAAGAUGGUUACACAGCGGCGGACCUGGCGGAGUACCACGGACACCGGGACUGUGCCCAGUACCUGCGGGAGAUGGCCCAGCCGGUGCCCCUGCUGAUGACGCCGCCACCGCCGCCAUUCCCCCCACCUCCACUGUUGGCCACGCACUCCCUAGAGGAUGGAAGAAGAGGAGGCCUGGGGCCUGGGCACCCUGCCCCUGCGUCCCUCUGCCCCGCCUGGCCUGGCCAUCCUGACCAGCCUCUUCCCAGAGAGCAGAUGAGCAGCCCAGCCCCUCCGAGGAUCACUACCAAUGCCACGACCCACCCCGCGGGGACCGAGAUGGCGCUGGCAGGGGAUGCCCCAGAUGGCCUGGCCUCACUGCAGCUAGACGGGCUGCCCUCAGGUGACAUCGAUGGGCUGGUGCCCACUCGGGAUGAGCGUGGCCGGCCCAUCCCCGAGUGGAAGCGGCAGGUAAUGGUGCGGAAGCUGCAGGCGCGCCUGGGCGCAGAGAGUGCCGCGGAGUCCCAGGAUGAUGGUGGCAUCUCCGGCCCUGUGGAGCAAGCGUCCUGGAGGUACUCGCAGACCCACCAGGCCAUCCUGGGCCCCUUUGGGGAACUACUGACCGAGGACGACCUGGUCUACCUGGAGAAGCAGAUCGCGGACCUGCAGCUUCGGCGCCGCUGUCAGGAGUAUGAGAGUGAGCUGGGCCGGCUGGCGGCUGAGCUGCAGGCCCUGCUGCCCGAGCCCCUGGUCAGCAUCACGGUCAACAGCCACUUCCUGCCCCGGGCGCCCGGACUGGAGGCCGAGGAGGCCCCCACCCUGUCGGCUGAGUCCACGUGCUCUGCGGAGGCCUCAGAGGUGGCCCCUGGGGGGCAGCCCCUGCCCUUCUGGUGCAGCCACAUCUCCCGCCUGGUGCGCAGCCUGUCCCUGCUGUUGAAGGGCGUGCACGGGCUAGUGCAGGGGGAUGAGAAGCCAGCCACUCGGCCGCUGCGGGACGCCUGCAGGGAGGCCUCGGCCAGCCCCCCUUGGAGCGAGGCCCAGCGCCAGAUCCAGGAGUCGGGGGUGUCCGUGCGGACGCUGCGGGGCAACUUCGAGUCGGCCUCCAGCCCACUCUGUGGCUUCAACCCUGGCCCCUGCGAGCCGGGAGCCCAGCCCAGGCAGGGCCUGAGUGGCUGCUGGAAAGCCCCGCCGAAGCCCCGCGGUGUCCCAGCUUCGGGGCAGCCCAGGCCUGGCGACACGGAGGAGGCCAGCGACUCCGGCGUCAGCUGCGAGGAGGUGCCGUCGGAGGUGGGUGCCGCGGCCGGCCUGGACCCGGCCAGCCUGCGCAAGGAGCGCAUCGUCAUGCUCUUCCUCAGCCACUGGAGGAGGUCAGCCUACACGCCGGCCCUCAAGACCGCGGCCUGCAGGACCCUAGGAGCCCGCCACACAGGGUCUCGGGGCCGGGAGGCCACCAGGAGCCCUGGGCCACCUUCUCUGCCCAGCCCGGGCCCCCGGCUGGGCCACCUGUGGCAGCAGCGCAGCACCAUCACCCACCUGCUGGGCAGCUGGAAGGCCAUCAUGGCUCACGUGCCCGCCCGGCAGCUGCGGCGGCUGAGCCGGCGGCCCCGUGGGGCCCUGUCCCCCGAGCAGUUCCUGCCCCACGUGGACGGGGCUCCCGUGCCCUACAGCAGCCUCUCGCUGGACCUCUUCAUGCUGGGCUACUUCCAGCUCCUGGAGUGCGACCUGCCAGCUGAGGAGCGCAAGGCGCGCCACCUGCUCUGCUUCGAAGUCUUCGAGCACCUGGGCACCCACGGCUGGGAGGCUGUGCGCACCUUCCACAAGGCCGUGACCGAUGAGGUGGCCGCUGGCCGUCGGGCCUGGACUGACGGCUUCGAGGACAUCAAAGCCCGCUUCUUCGGCUCCAGCCAGGGUCCCGCCUGGGACUCGGAGCCUGGCCGGAAGUCAGGACUGACACCGCUUGGGCCCCUGCCGCACGCUGCUGUCCCCGGCAGCGGCCCCAAGCCCAUGUUACAGCGGCUGGGGACCCGCUCCCAGCGGGGCAGCUUCAACAGCGAGGACGUCUGUGGCUACAUCGACCGGAGCUUUGCCUUCUGGAAGGAGAAGGAAGCUGAGAUGUUCAACUUUGGAGAGUGACCCAGCGGGCAGCCUGCUUUUCAGAACGUGGUUUGGGGUGACUGGGGGUUUCUCUUUCCUUUUCCUUGCUUACUCCCUUGGGGGCCGGGUGAGCCGGGCAAAGCUGCUGGACUGCUCAGUGAGUGCACAGCGGCCUCCAGUCCUGCUGGUUAUCACAGGCUGCAGGACUCUUCUGUUGCCUGCUUCUCCUCCGAGCCGGGACUCAGACUCCUUCUCAUCACUGCCUCCAGGAAGCCCCUUGGUAGCCCCUGAAGUUAGGUGACAGCCCACCCCAGCCCAGGGCACCUCUGCUGGGCCGGUCCCCGGGACCUGGGAUGCUAUCUGUUUCCCA
This is a messenger RNA of Saimiri boliviensis boliviensis (Bolivian squirrel monkey), 3410 nucleotides long. It is a transcript of the gene ESPNL, whose product is annotated as espin like. Gene Ontology annotation, biological process: actin filament bundle assembly. Gene Ontology annotation, molecular function: actin filament binding. NCBI's taxonomy places the organism in Eukaryota, Metazoa, Chordata, Mammalia, Primates, Cebidae. The record is from RefSeq and is a predicted model, not a curated record. Gene Ontology annotation, cellular component: cytoplasm.